AAUCAAGAUUUUUAAACAAAUUUAACUUUACAAGCAAGUUAAACUAUCAUAUGUAGUUAAAAGGAAGCAAAAUAUUACAGGGUAUUAUGUAAUUACUGAUUUGAAGUAUUUUCUGCAGAAUUUCAACAUGUCAGCUCUCUUACGGAAGAUCGGGGUGCACUAGAAAACGUAAAUAUGUGAAAGUCCUGCCAGGGGCAAAAGAAUCUGAGUUGUGUGUCUUCAAGAGUGAAGACAAUUUCUGGAGGAAGGAAUGUACCGGUCAGUCGGGUUCAUCAUCGGUAGCCAGAUAGCUCAGUUGGUAGAGCACGUAACUAGAGAUUCAGUACGACUAUCAUGUAUGUACAUGGUGGUUUAAAGAAAAAGGACAAAUUUGAAAAAAAUUUAAAUCAAUAAAGCAUGGAAAUGAUUACAAGGAUGCAUCACGGACAGGGGCUGAUGCUGGCUGUCAGCGCAGGUAUUAUGGCAGCCUUUGGAUCUGUCUCAGCAAAACUUGCCACCAGUAAUCACAUCCUUUUGGACCUCUGUCAAGUCAUUUUUGCUUCUGCCUUAUGUGAACAGAUGAGUAUUUUGUUGCGGAUAUUGUUUUUUGCGAUGAUAUUUGUGUGUAAUGGGUUGAUGUGGACCUUUUUCACGAAGUCCCUGCAGUUUUGUUCCUCCACAGCUGAGGCCACCGUCACCAACACAGCUUCUAACUUCCUUGUUAGUGCUUUGAUGGGUGUAGCUCUAUUUAAUGAGACACUUACACUUCGAUGGUGGAUGGGAGCAAGUCUGAUUGUUCUGGGACUUUUACUAAUCCAUAGAGCCAACAUGAAAGAGCGAGAGAAGGACAAAGUGGACUGAUAUCUGGAGGUGAUGAAAAGGAUGGUCAACAAGCAUAACACGAUGGAUGAUCAGAAAUGUCUGAAAAACUUUGCUGUAUGGCAUGCCACUGUGUGUGCCCAAGAAAACAAAUCUUAACAAAACUAAACUGAACUAGGAAAAACUGUCUACUGCUUAGUAACACCAACAGAAUGGAUUGUCAAACCAAUAAACUGACUUGUAACUAGUGUUGAUAUUCAUCCAAGGUCUCCCCAUUUUCCCAGUGAAGAGAACUUUAAUGAAAAAGUGGAGAUAACAAAUCAUGAUCGAUCUCCUAAAUCCGAUCAAAAAUACAAAUUUGUGAGUAGGGUAAACACACACCCCUGGAAAUGCCAGAGGUAGGAUCAGGUGCCUAGGAGGAGUAAGCAUCGCUGUCUACUGGUCACACCUGCUAUGAGCCAGGUAAAUGGAGUUAUCUGUAGUCAAAAUCAGUAUGUAAAGAAUAGUCUAACAGUAUUCAAUACUGGUUUGAAUAUGUUAGAAAACAUUGGGUCCAAUGACAGGUUGUAUAUAUGCAAAAAGAUCAUUAUAAUGACCUAAUUUAACGGUAUUGGUAUGUUUCAAACAGCAUUCUACUUAAUGACAUGUUGUAAAUGCAAAUUAGAUCAUUAUGAUGACCAUAAAAUUUGCAAAAUCCUUACUUUAAAUGACAUUGUUGAAACCCCAGCAGCAUCAACUUAUUUGUCAGUAGCCUGCCUCAGUUUAAAAGUUAAUCAUGCACAGAAAAUUCUCUUGCAGAUCAAUUCAGUUGAGAUAUAUAAAUGCCAUAUGCAGGUCUCUCUGGUAUAUCCAGGGAUCUUUGUUGGCCCAACUCUCUAUUUUUGUAUUGCCUAGAGGAGUUAUGACAUUGAUCACUGUUCAUUAUCUUCACCAUGCAGGUAAUUUACUAAAGAUUUAGAGAUAAAUUUCACUUUUGAAGGUAUGAACUGUGAUGCUUCAUGCUGGACUACUUAAAGAAGCAUGUUAAUGCUUCAUAAAAAGUCAUUACAAUUUGUAAAGGUAUCAAAGACGAACACAUUGGAAAUGUGAAUACAUGUAUAAUGGAAUAUUGCUACACGUGUACUGUAAAUAUGGGAAGUUUACGAUGGAGACGCUGAAGUCAUCCCAGUUGUUAGUUUGCCAUUAAUGUUUAAUUUAAAUAAAUUAUUCAAAUAUGAA
Molecule: messenger RNA, 2016 nt
Organism: Ostrea edulis (European flat oyster)
Lineage: Eukaryota; Metazoa; Mollusca; Bivalvia; Ostreida; Ostreidae
Product: transmembrane protein 42-like
Exons: 5
Coding region: 397-840 (147 amino acids)
Source: RefSeq, a predicted model, not a curated record